AUGGACGAAAAAUCCGGACAGGUUAAUAUAGCAUUCAGUCCUUCUCCGGAAAAACUAAACACAAAUCCAGAACAAAACCCUCAAGAAAAUAAAAAGAAACCAACUAAUAUUAGGGAGCGUCCAAAAUGGGACAAUCAAUUAGAAUUUCUCAUGUCAUGCAUCGCAACUUCUGUUGGUUUGGGUAAUGUUUGGCGAUUUCCUUUUGUCGCUUAUCAAAACGGCGGAGGAGCUUUUCUGAUCCCGUAUUUAAUAGUGCUAUUCAUAAUUGGAAAACCCAUGUACUAUCUAGAAACAGUGCUGGGUCAGUUUAGCAACAGUAACUGUGUCAAAGUGUGGGCACUGUCACCAGCCAUGAAAGGUACCGGCUACGCUCAAACGUUAGGCGCUAUGUAUUUGGUAUCAUAUUACGUAUCCAUUAUAGCGCUAUGUUUCUAUUAUCUUGCUAUGAGCUUCCAAUCCCCCCUACCAUGGGCAGUUUGUGCUCCAGAGUGGGCUAACUGCGUACCAUCAGGAGAAUCCGUAAAUAUAAGCGAAAUAGCUGGCAACCCGUUAAGCAGCGCUGAGCUUUAUUUCACACACACGGUUUUAAGGCAGUCUAAUGGGAUCCAUAGCGGAAUUGGCGUUCCGCUGUGGGAUCUCACGCUAUGUCUGUUCAUAUCUUGGGUCAUUAUUUUCUUGAUCGUGGCUCGAAGUGUGAAGAGUUCAGGAAAAGCUGCUUACUUUUUGGCACUCUUCCCUUACGUUGUCAUGUUAAUUCUUCUCAUUAGGGCUGUGACCCUGCCAGGUGCUGUAAAUGGAAUAUUGUUUUUUGUUACUCCAGUAUGGUCUAGAAUUCUUGAAAUUCGUGUGUGGUACGCAGCUGUUACUCAAGUAUUCUUCUCUCUAUCAGUAUGUUCGGGUACACUUAUUAUGUUUUCAUCAUACAACGGAUUUAGACAGAAUGUAUACAGAGAUUCAAUGAUCGUCACAACUUUGGAUACAUUUACAAGUUUGAUCUCCGGCAUUACAAUUUUUGGUGUCCUCGGUAACUUAGCUUAUGAGUUGAAUUACGAUGACAUCAGCAAAGUACUUGGAUCGGGAGGCACCAGUUUAGCUUUUGUGUCAUAUCCAGAUGCCAUUGCAAAAACCCCAUUUCUACCUCAGUUGUUUGCGGUACUAUUCUUUCUGAUGAUGGCCACUCUUGGUGUAGGGUCAGGCGUGGCCUUAUUGUCCACCAUCAACACUGUGUUGUUGGACUCCUUCCCUCGCGUGCCAACUCAUUUCAUGUCAGCAGGAGUUUGUUCCGCACUCUUCCUCAUCGGACUUAUAUACGUAACACCGGGUGGCCAAUAUGUGUUAGAACUUGUCGACCAUUAUGGCGGUACUUUCAUGAGGCUCUUCACAGCUAUAGUUGAAACCAUAGGGGUCUUUUGGAUAUAUGGUUUGGAAAAUAUAUGUUUGGACAUCGAAUACAUGCUCGGCGUGAAAACCUCGUUCUUUUGGCGGAUUUGUUGGAUGGUUGUGACACCGUUGCUCAUGAUAUUUGUAUUCUUCUACGCCAUAAUCACUACUGACAAAUUGGUCUUCGGUGAUGUUUACGAGUAUCCCUCUUCAGCUUAUCUUGCUGGUGAUUUACUACAGUACAUCGGCAUGGCUAUGGUGCCCUUAUUCAUAAUAAUCGCUCUAAAAAAAUACAGAACAAAUACUGUUGUUGGGACAAUCAAAAAUGCUUUCCGUCCAAAGGCCACAUAUGGCCCUCAACCCGAUGAAUUAAAGGAGGGUUGGGUGAAAUUCAGACAAGAAGCAAAAACGCAAAGAAAAAUUAAGCGCAAGAAUUGGUUACAUCACUUUUUUGUUAUACUUUUUAAGGGUUACAGGUAA
Danaus chrysippus (African queen) is the source of this 1860-nucleotide messenger RNA. The record is from the annotation of a GenBank genome assembly. Lineage: Eukaryota; Metazoa; Arthropoda; Insecta; Lepidoptera; Nymphalidae.